GGGCUAAAACAGCUUUGAUCAGAACGCGAGUGAAUCAGUGUAAAACGCAGAUUCUGGAAAUGCCCUGAGUUCCAAAGAUACAGCGUUCCAUGGGAUAGCACGACCACCGGCGAAGAGCAACAGGGUGACAUCUUGCCCACUUCUCCCAGACAGUGUGGGAAGAGUUUCACUCAGUUAAACCAAAGCAAACUGAAGUCACUGUCAUGUUCGUGGAGCCAGCGUAUUCACGUUGCAAACGGGUAGACUGCAGCCAAAAAGGGAUGCAUAGGCUACGGUCACCAACAAUGAUUUGGCAUGAUGUGGUUAGGAUGAUGCUCAAUGUGUAUUAACGGAUAUUUCCCCUGUAAUCAUGCACGCACGAGCAGAUCUCUGCGCGCAUCAUCCCAAUCAGCAGAUCGCCGGUUUUAUGUCGUACUAUUGUUCAGCAGGUGGAGACAUCCAUGAGCCAAUCACCUUGAUGUCGACGUGAUCGGAAAGAAGCAAACAUUUAGAAUUUCAGUUAAUAAGCGGAAAGAAAGGUGCCAGUUUCUCGGAGACAACCGUACAACUCUGAUCAGUAGGCUACUGGGAACAUUUCAGCCUGCAAAGCGGCCCGGGAAAACCAAUAAGAAGUUUACCAAAUAUUUUCUUCGCUGAAGAUUAGUUACCUUGUUUGUCGUCCAUCGCAGCAUUUGAUCGGGCGCUUAUUAUUAUGCCUGGUCGGAAGAGCGAAGCUCUUGCAUUUUCCCUUGUGUCAGGGAUCAAUCUGGCAAUGGCACGACUAGCGGACAUUUGGGAUAGCAUCGGAAUCAUGGAGGACCAGCGGGUGGAGCGCAUGCAGACUGUGAAGAAGCACAUUGAGGGUCUUCUGAAUCAAAUGAUUUCAGAGGAGGAAUAUUUGAAGAAACGCAUUGGAAACAAUAUCAACACUUUCCAGAAGCAGCUGGAGAUCUUGAGUAUGGAGAUGUCUGUGGAACCUUUUGAACUGGAGGAUGACCUCACCGUGCUGCAGAUGGAGAAGAACCUGCGCCUGCGGGUGGAGGUGCUGGAGAAGGAGCGGGGCGAGCGUCUGAGGGAGCUCCGGACCCUGCAGGAGCAGGACGAGGAGCUGUGCGAGGAGCUGAGCGCCACGCCCUUCUACCUCCCCCCCGGCAGCCUGCCCACCCGCGCUCAGCUGCAGGAGCUGCGCCUGCACAUCCACACCCUGGGCCAGGAGAAGAGGAGCAGGGUGGUGGUGUUCUCGGGUCUCAGGGAGGACAUCCGGGGUGUCAUGGCGGAGAUGGGCCACGAGCCGGAGACCAGUCUGGAGAAGGAGGCCGUGUGUGACGACACCGACACCUUCCUGCUCACGCACGACAACAUCAAAGCCCUGCAGCUGCUGCUGUGCCAGCUGGAGAUGAAGAGAAAGUCGCUCACGGCGCUCAGAGAUGAGCUGAGGGGAAAGGCCUUGUGCCUGUGGGCCCGGUUGGAGAGCCCGGAGCAGGAGCAGAGGGCGUUUCGGGACGCCCUCCCCAGGACCCUGUCUGAGGAGAUUACGCAGUGGCAAACGGAGGUGGAUCGGCUCGCCCUGCUGCAGAAGGCCAAGAUGGAGGAGGUGAUCGACAAGAUUCGGCAGGAGCUGGUGGCGCUGUGGGACCGGUGCAUGUUCGGGCCCAAGCAGAGAGAGCCCUUCAACACCCACUUCUGCAGCAGUAGCUUCACAGAGGAGCUGCUGUCCCGCCACGACGAGGAGCUGCUGAAAGUGAAGGCCUUCUACGAGAAAGCUCGCCCCCUGCUGGAAACCGUGGAGAGGUGGAACAAAAACUGGGUGCUCUUCCACGAUUUUGAGAAAAAAGCGUCCGAUCCCAAUCGCUUCUCCAACAGAGGGGGCGCUCUGCUCAAAGAGGCCAAGGAGAGGGUGAGAGUUCAGAAGCUGCUUCCCAAGCUGGAGGAGGAGCUGAGGAGCGGGGCGACGGCCUGGGAGAAGGAUCAUGGGACGGUUUUCCUGGUGUGGGGCGAGAGGGCCGCUGACCGCAUCACCAGCCAGUGGGAGGAGCUCCAGCUGCAGCGGGGGAAGGAGAAGACUGAGCGCAUGACAAAGAAAGGAGAGAGCACUCCAGUGAAAGCUCAGGGGAAGAGAUCCCAAACUGGAGCCAGUGGAGGUGUGACACCCAGCAAAACUAGAAAGGGGCCCAACCAGACGAUGCUGCGUACGAACAGCAUCAGCUCGUCCAGCUCCAGCAGCAGCACCCCCAGCGCCUUCCUCAGUGUGUCCAUCAGGCCCACACUGUCCUCUCAGAAGACCCAGCAGAAGAACAGGACUCUGGACGUGAGCCAGCGCACCCCCCUGCAGGAGUUCAGCAGCGAAAAGAAGCACUCGAGGGUCGGCAGCUACUCGGAGUUCACCAGUGAACUGUCCAGGAAGGUGAGCGGAGACGCGAUCCUGAACUCCACAGCCAAGGACAUCCUGUGAUGGCCGCCUUACGCUGUUCCUCAGUUCAGAAGUGCCUUUAUCCGAGUCAGUCUAAUACAGUUCAGAAGUGCCUUUAUCCGAGUCAGUCUAAUACAGGGAUGAUAAUUUAUUUUAGCCUUUGCUUUUUUAGGGAUGAUCAUUUUUUUGAGAGAACUUUGAGAGAAUUUUGAAUUAGUGUAUCGUCUGUCAUGAUUGUGAUUGGAAAGGGGGUUUGUUUUGUUUUUUUUUUUUACCAAAUUGUGGUCAUAGUGGUAUAGCAGUGUGUAAAAGCUCUGCUGCUUCUGCAGGAGUUUGCUGUUUCUUAAGUAAAGCAAGCAUACAGGGAUGAAUUGCUGCAGAGUCUGGAGGUUCUCAGGUUCAGUAAUGAAAGCAGCUUGAACCCGUUUAUUAUUUUUAAAUGAACAUUUUGUUUUCAGAUGUGCUCUCAGUUGUUGCUGUUAGUUUUUAACCAUUUUAUUAAACAUCAUUUCCAGAGUUUGUAUCGCAUGCUCAGAAGGCAUAUUUAGCUUUUAAAAGUUUUACUUUUAUCCUCAGAACCAGACUUUUUUUUACCCUGUGAUUUAAUCUUCGGGCAUGCUCCAGUCUUUGUACGUAUUCUGGCCCUUGAAAAGAGGUGUUCAUACAUUUUAUUCUUUUAGGCAACAUUGAUUGGUGCCGUUCUCUUCUGAAAACCCUGUUACUUGAUUUGUUUUGUCUGUCUGCAUCAUUUUUUGUUUUCAAAUAAAUAUGUAAAUAUUGCA
This is a messenger RNA of Anguilla anguilla (European eel), 3171 nucleotides long. Its product is annotated as protein regulator of cytokinesis 1-like. Gene Ontology annotation, molecular function: microtubule binding. The transcript is spliced from 14 exons. NCBI's taxonomy places the organism in Eukaryota, Metazoa, Chordata, Actinopteri, Anguilliformes, Anguillidae. Bases 692 to 2431 code for a protein of 579 amino acids. The record is from RefSeq and is a predicted model, not a curated record. Gene Ontology annotation, biological process: microtubule cytoskeleton organization; mitotic spindle midzone assembly. Gene Ontology annotation, cellular component: spindle; cytoplasm; mitotic spindle midzone.